GGAAUUUUGGGAACUCUUUUCGGCCGUUAAUUAUUUUUCUUUUUCCUCUAAAGAUUCGGCUUAAAAGCUACUACUAAUUCUAAUACUAAUCUAUUUCAUCAUAUCAUUAGACUUAUCUAUAAAAUCAUCCCAUACAUAGAAAUACAAUAAUUAAAUUCUUAUUACUGAGUCUGCAGAAAGAGUUUUCUGCAUUCUCUCAAAUUAUUGUUCUCUCAGCACAAUAAAUUUGAAGCUGUAUAUUUAUAUUUAUUGUACUGGGUAAUUGUCAUUAUGGUGAACUGUAAGGGAAUUUGGACGAAACAGACAUUGAUUAAUCUUCUGUUGGGACAAUUUUUGUCACUUUUGAUCACUGCUACUGGAUUUUUAUCGUCUGAAUUGGCUAGAAAAGGAAUCAAUGCACCGACAUCCCAGUCUUUUCUAAAUUACGUGCUCUUGGCAUUAUUUUAUGGAGUAUUUAUGGUCUACAGGCAAGAGGGGCUCAAGGCAAAAUGGUAUUACUACAUCCUCCUUGGAAUAGUUGAUGUGGAGGCCAAUUUUCUUGUUGUGAAGGCUUAUCAGUACACAUCCCUAACAAGCGUGAUGUUACUGGAUUGCUGGGCAAUUCCAUGUGUUCUGUUUCUUACGUGGUUUUUCUUGAAGACAAAAUACAGACCCAGAAAAUUAGUUGGUGUUGCCAUCUGUAUUGCUGGUCUUGUCCUGGUGAUCUUUUCAGAUGUACAUGCCGCAGAUCGAACAAGUGGUAGCAAUCCUGUCAAAGGGGAUUUAAUUGUAAUUGCUGGAGCCACACUGUAUGCAGUGAGUAAUGUCAGUGAGGAGUUUUUUGUUAAAAGUGCUGAUAUGGUUGAACUCUUGGGAUUUCUGGGCCUUUUUGGUGCCGUUGUUAGUGGUUGCCAAAUAGGCAUAGUUGAGCGCAAUGAGUUGAAGUCCAUUCACUGGUCAGCUGGAGCAGCACUUCCCUUUGUUGGAUUUGCAGUGGCGAUGUUUCUAUUCUACUCAUUUGUUCCCAUUUUGCUGAAGAGAAGUGGUGCCACAAUGCUAAAUCUAGCGUUGCUUACCUCUGAUAUGUGGGCUGUUUUAAUUCGUACCUUUGUAUACCAUCAGAAGGUUGACUGGAUAUAUUUUGUAGCUUUUGCUGCUGUUGCUGUGGGGCUUCUUGUUUAUUCCGGGCGUGAUAAGGUGGAUCGGAACAUAGCUGACGUUGCUGGUGAAGACAUUGUAAGAAGCAAGCGGUUUGACGAGGAGACUGGCCCAGAUAAUCCUGCACAAAAAAAUGUCAUUGAGAGCUCAAACACCUAAGAUAAUAGGCAGAAUUUUGCAUCUACCAGCAUUGGAAAGGCUGCUAGUAUUACUCAAGCAGUGCCCAGAAAACAAACAGAAGCAAACCAGACUUUAUUGUAGUUUUCAGACUCUUUUGUUUUUUAGUUCUCCCUCCAAUCUUUGUAGGAAAAUCUUAUUCCAUUUUGCUAGCGUUAAUUCUCAGGCUAGUGAACUUGCAUUGAUGCGAUGUAGCUGCCAGACAGUUUACUUUGUCAUUUUGGUUAAUGAAAAUUUCCAUUUCUUCA
Messenger RNA from Capsicum annuum, 1562 nucleotides. RefSeq names its product solute carrier family 35 member F1. Gene Ontology annotation, cellular component: membrane. The coding region runs from base 271 to 1296 and encodes 341 amino acids. The record is from RefSeq and is a predicted model, not a curated record. Gene Ontology annotation, molecular function: transmembrane transporter activity. Gene Ontology annotation, biological process: transmembrane transport. The transcript is spliced from 11 exons. NCBI's taxonomy places the organism in Eukaryota, Viridiplantae, Streptophyta, Magnoliopsida, Solanales, Solanaceae.